AUGCCGCAGUCCAAGACGCAAGAUUUGUACCUGGACCUGCUGUCAUCCCACUCGUCAGCGUCAUCCGCACCAGCGUCUCCAGCUGCAGCAGGAGGUGGAGCAGACGAUCCGCACACUAGUGACCACUCGACGCUAUCGGUGCACAAGGGCGAGUUGGGAUGGGUCCACGAGAUGAACUUUAUGCGCGCCGAGACUCCAAGUCAACUGCGUCAGCGGUUUAUCCAGAUCCAAGUCACAGAUCGUCGGUUCAAGGAGCCCUCUUGGAUGCAUCCGAAUAUUGGCGGCGAGGCGCAAUUUGUGCAAGGAAGAAUGGACGAAAUCGCUGCUCUGGACGAGGCGUUGCACGUAAAAAGGACGACGAACAAACUGGGCGAGUGGAUGUCCACAUCCAUCAGUGGCAAUGCCAUUUUGUCCAGUGUGCUCUUCUCUGCGGGUCAAACGAUCGCCAAAGCUGGCAAACUAGCCCCUGUGACGCAGUUGUUCGUGGUCACAUUAGUCUAUUGUCUCCGCUGGGUGUUCGACGAAGUCAUGAGUGCUGUGCCAUUGAAUGGCGGCGUUUACAAUGCAAUGCUAAACUCAGCGUCCAAGAAAUUCGCUGCUCUCUGUGCAGUGUUCAGCAUGCUUUCCUACUUGUCGACGGCGGUGGUCAAUGGUGUCUCGGCCAUGAACUAUGUCAACGAGUCUCUCAUGGAUAUUCCUGUCAUGAUGUGCACCAUCGGAUUACUCGCGGUGUUUGCAGUGCUCUGUCUGAUGGGCAUCGCCGAGAGCGCUUUUGUCGCAUUAAUUUUUUUCGUCUCCCACGCGUUCACAUUGAUUCUGUUGGGCAUAUUUAGUAUUAUUUACGUGGCGCAACAUCCCUCUAUCUUUAUCGACAACAUGAGUACGACUCUCCCUGACGUGACGAUGUUCGGCGGUGCUGCAAGCGCUAGUAGUCUUGCAUCUGCAGUCGUUUUGGGCUACGGCACAGCCUUGCUGGGUGUAACUGGCUUCGAAAGUUCUUCUCAAUACGUGGAAGAGCAAGCUGCACACAUUUUCCCGAAAACUCUGCGCAACAUGUGGGUUCUUUCUAGUGCAUUCAAUGUAACCUACUCUUUUCUGGCGUUGGCCGUUGUACCUUUGGAUACGAUCAUCUUGAACCAGUCCACGUUGUUGUCGUACAUGGGUCGUCUGAGUGGUGGUCGCUGGCUCGAGAUGCUUGUGACAAUCGAUGCGUUUGGUGUACUUGCUGGUGCGGUGCUGACAGCCUAUGUCGGUAUCAAUGGUUUGCUUCAGCGUUUGGCGAUCGACCGGGUUUUCCCUAGUUUUCUGCUCAAGGCGAACACGUGUCGUGGCACGAACCACUUUAUCAUUUUGGCAUUUUUUGUUGUGGCUGCUAGUCUCGUGUUCAUCUUGAACGCCGAGGUGACAGUCUUGUCCGGCGUGUUUGCACUAGCUUUCUUGAGUGUACUGCUUUCUUUCAUCAUCGCUUGCAUGCUGCUAAAGCUACACCGGGAAAAGAUCCCUCGCAGGAGAACAACGUCGUGGAUCAACAUCAUUUUUUGUCUCUGUAUGGUGUCGCUGGGUAUCCUCGCAAAUGCUGUUUCGGACACGAAGGCGUUGUUGUACUUUUGCAUCUACUUCGCAGUGUUUUUCUUCGUGGUAAUUGUGAUGCUGGCACGAGUGAGUCUGCUGAAGGCAUUGCUUUGGAUCUCAAGAAAGCUUGCGGGAUAUGGUCAAAGCGAUCCGGCUCCGUUACAGCAGCCUUUUGGUGGUAGUGUACUGAUUGCCAAGUUAAUUGAGACCAUCAAGAAUACGCCGGUUGUAUUUUUCUGCAAAGCAACAAACCUGCCAAAAAUCAAUGAAGCCGUGGCGUACGUGAUGCGUAACGAACACACGUAUUGUUUGCGAUUAGUCCAUGUGUGUGAACCGAAUGCUCCAGUUCCACGCGAGUUCGAGCACGUGGUGAACCUGUUCGACCAUAUUUAUCCAUCUAUCAAGAUCGAUUUUAUCGCCGUGACAGGAGCUUUUGAUCCUGCAAUGGUGCAGUGGUUGUCCAAGUCGAUGGACGUCCCAACCAAUAUGAUGUUCAUGGGUCAACCGGCGGAUGAGAUGAUACACCAGGUCUCGGCUUUGGGUGUGCGAGUCAUUACUGACUAA
Messenger RNA from Peronospora matthiolae, 2136 nucleotides. Lineage: Eukaryota; Oomycota; Peronosporomycetes; Peronosporales; Peronosporaceae. The record is from the annotation of a GenBank genome assembly.